AUGGGCGUGACGGUUGAUAUACUCAAAGACGGGGAUGGUGUCACGUACCCGAAGAAGGGCCAAACCGUUAGGGUACACUACACGGGAACGCUUACUAGUGGCAAGAAGUUUGACAGCUCUCGCGAUCGCAACAAGCCUUUCGAGUUCAAAAUCGGCUGUGGCCAGGUAAUUACUCGACUGUUCCCCUUAAUCAUUUCUCAGGUCAUCAAAGGGUGGGAUGAAGGUGUCAUGAGGAUGAGUGUGGGCGAAAGGUCGAGGCUCACAUGUUCUCCGGAUUACGCAUAUGGGUCUCAGAAUGUCGGUAAUGGACUUAUCCCGCCGAAUUCCACGUUAAUUUUUGAUGUUGAGCUUCUCAGUAUUCACUGA
Molecule: messenger RNA, 366 nt
Organism: Echinostoma caproni
Lineage: Eukaryota; Metazoa; Platyhelminthes; Trematoda; Plagiorchiida; Echinostomatidae
Source: the annotation of a GenBank genome assembly